AUGUCUUCUCAUCAGAUGAAGCAGACAAGCACUACUGGUAUGCACGAGAUCGGCAGCCCCUCGAGCAUGGAGCUCGAUGAUGCCAACCUGGCACGUAUGGGGAAACGGCCAGUCCUAAAGCGAAACUUCGGAUUGAUGUCGAUGUUAGGGUUUAGUUGUACCAUUCUGAUCACUUGGGAGGGAAUCGUUGUUCUGUUUCUGCAAGCUUAUGCCAAUGGCGGCCCUGCUGGUGCGGUAUACGGCUUUAUUUUCGUCUGGGUCGGAGUCGCGUCGACUUUUGUCGUACUUUCCGAGCUGGCAUCCAUGGCACCAACGUCUGGGGGUCAGUAUCAUUGGUGCUCGAUGCUUGCCCCACGAUCCGUGAUGAAGCUCUUUAGCUAUAUAACUGGCUGGCUUACUGUCAUCGGAUGGCAAGCAACAUAUGCAACCUCGUGCUUUUUAUGUGGGACUCUUAUCCAGGGAUUGAUCAUCCUCACACAGAGUAGCUACGAACCGAAGAAUUGGCAUAGUACUCUGCUUUUCUGGGCAGUUGCAUUAUUUUCAGUUGGCAUCAACUCGGUCGGAGGAAAACUACUACCACGAUUUGAGGGAUUCAUUCUUAUCCUACACAUCCUCGGCUUCUUCGCUAUCCUAAUUCCGCUAACCUACAUGGCGGAUCAUGGAUCGGCGCAUGAUGUGUUCACCCAGUUUUUGAACAUGGGCGGAUUUCCAUCCCAGGGACUUUCUUUCUUUGUUGGCAUGGUUGGCUGCAUAUUUUCAUUUGCCGGUGGUGAUGCUGCAGUGCACAUGUCCGAAGAAAUCACCAAUGCAGCAACGGCCGUUCCAACAUCCAUCAUGCUCAGCGUCUUAAUCAACGGAUCCCUGGGAUUUGGCAUGCUACUGGCUAUGCUAUUCUGCCUGGGAGAUAUUGAAGCCGCACUAGGGUCGCCCACUGGCUAUCCUUUUAUGGCGAUUUUCUUACAGGCCACUGGAUCUGUACCUGGUACCGCUGUGAUGAGCUCUAUUGUCACCACUAUGGGUAUCACCACCUCCGUCGGCAUGUUAGCCUCUGCAUCACGCCAAUUUUGGUCAUUCGCUCGUGACCGAGGUAUUCCGGGUUGGCGAAUCUGGAGCCAGGUUCAUGGUAGUACCGGCGUGCCUAUCUACUCGGUCCUUCUUACGACCUGCGUCGUCUGCCUCCUUGCUCUGAUUCCUAUUGGCUCAUCAGUCGCCUUCAAUGAUCUUGUCGCCAUGUCGAUUUCUGGGCUUUAUCUUUCAUACAUGGUCGUCGCUGGGCUUCUCCUCUACCGACGCUGCACAGGUGGCAUCAGCAAUGCCCGAAGCAGUGAUUCAGCGGUCGUUAACACUGUCGGUGCGAAGCUUGUGUGGGGCCCAUUUCAUCUUUCGGGUAUUUGGGGCAUAUUGGUCAACGCCUUUGCGCUCGUCUACAUGACAAUUGCUGUGUUCUUCAGUUUCUGGCCCCCCUCUUGGGUUGUCACGGUUCAGACAAUGAACUUCAGCGUGGUUGGAACUGUUGGUGUGAUCCUCCUCAGCCUCGUCUACUACGGCCUCCGGGCUAGAAAGGUGUACGACGGUCCGAUCGUGGAAAUCGACUAG
This is a messenger RNA of Penicillium daleae, 1596 nucleotides long. Its product is annotated as putative GABA permease. The coding region runs from base 1 to 1596 and encodes 531 amino acids. The record is from RefSeq and is a predicted model, not a curated record. Gene Ontology annotation, molecular function: transmembrane transporter activity. NCBI's taxonomy places the organism in Eukaryota, Fungi, Ascomycota, Eurotiomycetes, Eurotiales, Aspergillaceae. Gene Ontology annotation, biological process: transmembrane transport. Gene Ontology annotation, cellular component: membrane. The transcript is spliced from 8 exons.